Austrofundulus limnaeus is the source of this 1189-nucleotide messenger RNA. RefSeq names its product ChaC, cation transport regulator homolog 2 (E. coli) (gene chac2). The transcript has 3 exons. The record is from RefSeq and is a predicted model, not a curated record. Gene Ontology annotation, biological process: glutathione catabolic process. Lineage: Eukaryota; Metazoa; Chordata; Actinopteri; Cyprinodontiformes; Rivulidae. Gene Ontology annotation, molecular function: glutathione specific gamma-glutamylcyclotransferase activity. Gene Ontology annotation, cellular component: cytoplasm. Bases 170 to 733 code for a protein of 187 amino acids.
UUGUUCGCUUGUUCCCAAAAUACCGGUAGUUAAAAAUUCAGGUACACCGUAACAUGGUUGUUGUUAAAGGUAUAUGACGGUCCUUGUAAGCCGUAGAUGUCACACACAAGUGUUACCGGUUCGUCCGGCUCUUCCCGUCCUUGAGGUACCGUCAUUUUAACGUGUCAUUAUGUGGGUUUUCGGUUACGGCUCCCUGAUCUGGAAAGUGGAUUUUCCGUACGAGGAGAAGAGAGUUGGUUACAUAAAAGGCUUCAGCCGUCGGUUCUGGCAGGGCAGCACCGACCACCGGGGGGUACCGGGAAAGCCCGGCCGGGUCGUCACUCUAACAGAGGACCCUGAGGGGUGCGUUUGGGGCGUUGCCUAUAAGCUGCCAGCGGGCCGGGAGCAGGAAGUGAAAGACUACCUCGACUACCGUGAAAAAGGUGGCUAUCAGGUCAUCACGGUGACCUUCUACCCCCGUCAGGAGUUCAGCCACUCGCCGAGCUCGACUCUGCUCUACAUCGGCUCUCGGGGCAAUCCAGACUACCUCGGCCCCGCUCCCCUGGAAGAUAUAGCCAACCAGAUCCUGAGCUCCACCGGCCCGAGCGGGAAGAACACGGAGUACCUGUUUCAGCUGGCCGACGCUGUGAGGGCUAUCAUGCCCGAGGACCCGGACAAACAUCUUUUUUCCCUUGAAACUUUAGUGAGAGAAAGGCUUCAAAGCAAAGAAAAACAAACAAUGGGAAUACAUUAACUUAUUAUGAAAUCAAACUUGAUCAGGUAUUUAAUAAAAGGAACCCUAACUGGUUGAAACAUUAGACAUCAUUUGAUAGACUUUCACUUCAACUAACAAAGACUGUAAAAAUGCUGUAGGCUGUUUAGAUUUUAUAAAAACGUAAAAAAAUAUAAAAAUUUAUUUAAAUUUUUACUUCGCAAAGCAUACUGUGCAAAGGGUGACUUUUACUAGGUUCUCUGCUUGUGCAAGCCUUUUUUUAAAGAUUAAUCUUGGAUAAUAUCAGAUGAUCAGCCCAUUUUUAAAUGAAACCAGAGAGCGUUGACAGAGAGGAGAAUGUAGAAAUGACUCAGCUUGAAAAUGAACGUAUGGAUGGAGGACAAAAGAGCUACUUCAUGGAAGGAGAACCUCUGUUUAGCCUGUUAGCUUUCGCAUUAGCGCCCAAAUAUUUAUAUAUGCAUAGGGCAAUAUAGUGUA